AUGGCGCAACAGGCUUCACUACAGCACCUGAGUGCGAUUGUCAUCGGGGCCGGCUUUGGCGGGCUCGCCGCUGGCAUUGAGCUGGCAUUGAGGGGUGCCAAGGUUCGCAUCUUUGAGUCCUAUCCCGAUAUGACGAAGCAGGGAGAUGUCAUUCAAAUGCCUGCAAAUGGAACACGGCUCAUGUCAAGAUGGGGCGAUGUCCUCGAGAAAAUCGUCAAAAUUUCGGCCAGCCCAGACACCAUGACCAUUAUGAACAAGGACGGAAAGGUGCUUUUGAAUCAGCAGCUCCAUACAGAUUUCGACGGCUUUCCUAUUGUGUAUGGCCAUCGAGGAAGAAUCCAGCAAACUUUCAACGAGUAUGCCAUUUCUCUCGGAGUCGAGAUCGAAUGGGGAGCCUCUGUUAGCCAAGUAUUCGAGGAUGAAGGUUCAGCUGGUGUGAUUGCCGGUGGCCAAAAGUAUGAGGCUGAUUUCGUCAUUGCGGCAGACGGAGUUCACAGUAAGUCAAGGAGCUAUGUUGUUGGAACUGUCGACCGACCGAAGAAGAGCGGGUUUGCCGUGUAUAGGUCGUGGUUCCCGCUUCAACUUCUCCAAGAUGACCCCGUUACGCAAGAGAUUGCCACUUCAGACAAGCCCCUCUUCAAAAUCUGGAUCGCAGAAGACACUCAUGGCAUUCUCACUACCAACCCUGCUCUACAGUCCGCCACUUGCUUCGUGACUCAUAAGGACCUGUCUGAUGUCGCAGAGGAUUGGAAUCUGAGAGGUGAUGCUGGGGAUAUGUUGGCGUGUGUAAAGGGUUGGGACUCCCAGCUCCGCCACAUCAUUGAAAAGAUCCCCGCGGACUGCCUUAUUGACUACAAGCUUCUGUGGAGAGACCCGGUUCCCAAAUGGGUCUCCGAAAAGGGACGUGUCUGCCUUAUUGGCGACGCAGCUCACCCGCAUCUUGCAACUUCUGGAACGGGAGCGGCGCAGGCCAUCGAAGACGCCGCAACAAUUGGAGCGCUGCUAGAGAAGACUGGGAAAGCCAAUAUCCAACUCGCGAUGAAGUCCUACGAGAGGCUCAGAUAUGAGCGCACAAGCCUGACUCAACGUAUGGGAUGGGAGACUCGUCAUGUAUGGCAUCAGACCAACUGGGAUGCAGUGGCUGCAAACCCAGAGAUGCUUAAAUUCCCUCAGCCGGCGUGGUUGCUCGGAUCGGAUGCGACAAAGUACGCAGAAGAGCAGUUUGAGGCGGUCAAGGCCAGCAUUGAAAGUGGAAAGCCGUUUGUCUCCACGAAUAUACCCGAAGGACACGUUCAUGAGGACUGGACCAUUGAAACAAUGCUGGGGCAUGAAGGCAAACUUGCUGAUAAGGACUUUUACAAGACCCGGGACUGA
This is a messenger RNA of Ilyonectria robusta, 1374 nucleotides long. RefSeq lists its product as uncharacterized. The transcript has 4 exons. Gene Ontology annotation, molecular function: FAD binding; monooxygenase activity. Lineage: Eukaryota; Fungi; Ascomycota; Sordariomycetes; Hypocreales; Nectriaceae. Gene Ontology annotation, biological process: secondary metabolite biosynthetic process. Bases 1 to 1374 code for a protein of 457 amino acids. The record is from RefSeq and is a predicted model, not a curated record.